GCCACGGGGUAAGUAGCCUUCACAUUUUUGCCAUUAUUUCCUCACCCACACCUGUCCACACCUGUCCCGCCACACCUGUCGCAUCCUUAAGCAUCCACCUUUACGCAGGAUGUCGCAGGAAGACGAGAUGUGGGCCCCUCUACACAUGCGCAAGAUCUUCGUGGGCGGCAUUGACUACACCACCACGGACGACAGCCUGAGGGAACACUUCUCAUCAUGGGGCGACGUGGUGGACGCCGUGGUGAUGAAGGACAUGAGCAACAACAGGUCACGCGGGUUCGGCUUUGUGACCUUCGGCAGUCCAGACCACGUGGAUGCUGUACAGAAAGCGCGGCCCCACAAGGUUGACGGCAGACUCGUCGAAACCAAGAGGGCCGUGCCGCGCGGGGAGACAAAUAAUUCUGUCCUGCCUACCAGCUCUCACCCAGACCCCACACACACCCGCAUCUUCAUAGGGGGGCUGCCGCAGGAUGUGAAGGAGGAGGACUUGGAGACGUACUUUGCAAACUUUGGGCGAGUCACCUGCGUCAACAUUAUGUACGACAAGAACAGCGGGCGACACCGAGGCUUCGCUUUCGUGGACUUCAACGACUACGACCCAGUGGACAAAGUGCUGUUAACCAGGAACCACAGCAUCAAGGGGCGGCUUAUUGAUGUCAAGAAGGCCAUCAGUAAGACAGACAUCAGUAAGCUCAAGACCCUAAUGACCGGGGCGAUGGCGGGGCCCGAGGCAGCCUUCCUGGCAUCCUUCGGCGGCUCUGGCGGGUCCAAUGAUGGCACCCCUGCCUCCACGCCCAUCCCGCCCCCCCUCGGAGCCCUCCCCGCCGUGCCAGGUACUUCUGCAGCAUCACUCAACGGGUCGGCGAGCGGGCGGCCGUCGGCUCCUGGGGGCGGCGGGGGCGGCUCGGGGAACGCCAAUGCCUCGGGAACCUUAGCAAUGCCCCCCAUGGCUCACCCCUUCUUCCCCCGCCUCCCCCUCGCAGGGCUGCCAGGGUUCUCUGCUCAACUGAGGUCGGGUUGGCAAUACUGCUUGUCGGGGAACGCGGAGGUGCUGCGGAACACUGCCGGAGCCAUCAGCACCCGACCCUCCGGCGCACCCAUGAUCGCACCAGCCGCCAUGACCGGAGCCGCCGCCGCCAACCUCCUCGGGACCGGCAGCGAGGAGGAGGAAGAGGAGGAGGAGGAGGAAGACCAGGUUAUGGACACGGAGGAUGGGGGUUCCGAGGCUUGGGGGGGCACCAGGGGGGAGGACUCCUGCCCCCCCAACGCUCGGGUACUGUUUAUUGAGCCCUUCUAUGGGGGGUCACACCGCCAGCUCAUCGCCUGCCUGAGAGGGGACGAGAGUGUGAUAGGGCCGGAGGAGGCGGCACUGUUCACGCUGCCCAGCAAGAAGUGGCACUGGCGGGCUCGAACGGCAGCACUCUACUUCUUCCAAAAGAUUCCCCUGGCACAUGAGUUCAAGGUUCUGUUUGCCUCGUCCACGCUGAACUUGUGUGAGCUGGUUGGCCUGCGCCCCGACCUUGUCCCGCUGAAGAAGGUCCUGUACUUCCACGAGAACCAGCUGGUGUACCCCGUCAAGAAGCAGAAGGACAGAGACUUCCAGUACGGAUACAACCAGAUACUGUCAUGCCUGGUAGCGGACGUGAUAGUGUUCAACUCCCAGUACAACCUUGAGUCAUUCUUGCGCGAGAUGCCCCGACACAUCAAGCUGCAGCCGGACCACCGACCCGACACUCACACCCUGGUGGAGGCUGUCCGGGCAAAGAGCAGGGUUGUGUUCUUCCCUGUCAACAUUUCCCACAAGACGCGCUCACCCAAGGACGCCCUGGAGCCCCUGCACAUAAUCUGGCCGCACCGCUGGGAGCAUGACAAGGACCCCACCACGAUGUUCAAGGUCCUGUUCCAGCUUGCCGAGGCCGGACUCAACUUCCGGGUGUGUGUGCUGGGCCAGUCCUUCAGCGAGAACCCUCCCAUCUUCGCCGAGGCCAGGCAACGCUUGUCCAACUUCAUCACGCACUGGGGCUACGCGGAGAGCAGGGAAAAGUACUGGGAGCUGCUGCACACCGGGGACGUGGUUGUGUCGACGGCCCACCAUGAGUUCUUUGGGGUGGCCAUGCUGGAGGCAGUGGGGGCCGGCUGCUUCCCAAUAUGCCCCAACAGGCUGGUCUACCCCGAGAUAUUCCCACAGGAGUGUCUGUACAACACCACACAGCAGCUACAGAAGAGUCUGGCCCAGUGGUGUGCCCGCCCACAGCUGGUUCGGUCCAAGAAGGUCAACCUCGAUCUCAACACCUUCUCCUGGGCAACACUCAAGGGCCAGUACAGUGACCUCCUGACCUAACGUGGCCUGACCUCACCUCCUCAACCUCCAGCGCCUCCUCCUCCUCCUCCUCCUCCUCCUCCUCUGAUGGGAAUGGAGUUGUCGACCUUAUGAGUAUAGUGACCUAACCUGAUGUGGCCUAAACUUCCUCCUCCUCCUCUUCUUCUUCUUCUUCUUCUUCUUCUUCUUCUUCUUCUUCUUCUUCUUCUUCUUCUUCUUCUUCUUCUUCUUCUUCCUCCAUCUCCUCUAAUGCCUCUUAUUCUUCCUCCUCUUCCUCCUCCUUCUCUUUUUCUUCCUUCUCUUCCUCCUCCUCCUCCUCUUCCUUACACUUCAUCUCUUUCUUCUUCUUCCUCCUCCUCCUCCUCCUCCUCCUCCUCCUUACACUUCAUCUCUUUCUUCUUCUUCCUCCUCCUCCUCCUCCUCCUCCUCUUCCUUACACUUCAUCUCUUUCUUCUUCUUCCUCCUCCUCCUCCUCCUCCUCCUCCUCCUUACACUUCAUCUCUUUCUUCUUCCUCCUCCUCCUCCUCCUCCUCCUCCUCCUCCUCCUUACACUUCAUCUCUUUCUUCUUCCUCCUCCUCCUCCUCCUCCUCCUCUUCCUUACACUUCAUCUCUUUCUUCUUCUUCCUCCUCCUCCUCCUCCUCCUCCUCCUCCUCCUCCUCCUCCUCCUGCCACUUAGUACAACAGUGUUUCCGAGAGUCAGCCAGUCAGUCAGUAGGUUGUGUCUGUGUGUCUGUCUGUCUGUUUCUUUACGUAAUGAGAGAGAAGAAGAAGAAGAAGAAGGAAACAAAGAAUGAAUUAGCAAAAGGUGGUUUAGAGAGAGAGAGAGAGAGAGAGAGAGAGAGAGAGAGAGAGAGAGAGAGAGAGCGAGAGAGAGAGAGAAAUCCAUUACGACAUUAUUCCUUUCGUAACUCUCUCUCUCUCUCUCUCUCUCUCUCUAAUAUGUAAGAGAGAGAGAGAGAGAGAGAGAGAGAGAGUUCACCAUUACAACCGAAUUUUUUUUUUUCUUUCGAUGUUUCGUAAUCAAUUUAUUUUCUCAUCUUUUCGUAAGUGAUGCAGAACUUUAUUUUUUACGUAAUAGAGGAGCGAGAGAGAGAAGGAGAGAGAGAGAGAGUGGGAAAAGUCUAUCAAUGCAACUUCAUUUUCCUUUUUGUCAUUUUCUAAUUUAUUUUCUCCGUUUUUCUCUCUUUUCAUACAUAGAGGAGGAGCGAGCGAGCGAGAGAGGAAGAGAGAGAGAGAGAGACAGUCCACAUAAUUUAUUUCUCGGUUAAGUCAUAAAUACUUCCGCCAUGAUAUUUAAAUACCCCAGAAUUCUCUUAUUGGUACCAGUAAUGGCGCCGAUCAGAAACAACGGUACCAUUAACAGUGUCAGAUCAAUCCCAAUGCCAUGUAGCACCUCUUAUCGGUACCAGAAAUGGCGCCGAUCAGAAAUAACGGUACCACUUUCUCGGAACCCUUACCGAAAAACCGCACCCUGACCCGACAAAAAUGCCUUCGGAACGACCUCCAUGUGCGUCAGUUCGUACGUACCACACAGUUGGGCCUUAAAUAACCAGAGUGGCGGUGCGUGUGACCUUUGAUAACCUUUGAUGACCUUUCAAAUACAAAAUAGGGAGGGAGGGAUUUCAGGGUCAAGGUCAGGAGGAGGAAGGGGGGUAGUGGGGUAUGACUAGGCUGUUCGUCGCUCUUGUAGUCUGUGUUGUAGUGUGUAGUGCGUCGACGUAGUGACUCGUAGCGACGUCGGAAAAGUAGCAGCGAGCGCAGUUCCUUUCCUGGCCUUUCUCUUCCUUGGUACCAAUAAGCGACUAUCGGUACCAUUGACUGUCAGAAUUGGUACCUUUAAAUGACUGCCGGUACCUUAGUGUCAGAAUUGGUACCAUAACUUUAGUCCCUUUCUCUUCUCGAUACCAAUAAGUGGCUCGGUACCAUUGACUGCCAGAAUUGGUACCGUUACGUGACUGCCGGUACCUUAAAGUGUCAGAAUUGGUACCAUUAACUCAAAUUGGAACCAGUAACUGAAUAUUGGUACCAGCAACUGUCAGAUUGGUACCAUAACUUAAGUCCCUUUCUCUGUAGGUAGUGUUGCGGAUCUUCGUACUUACGGUAAAUUGCCUGUAGUCUCGGCUAGCCAGUACUGGGUGUUGCGUGUUCCCGUGGCGGCGGAGGUGGAGGCGGAGGUGGCGGGGGCAUGCUAGAGUGUAUUGACGUAAUCUUAAAACCCUCAAAAUUGUGACAGCGCAGGAUAGAGGUUUAGGAGCAGGACAUACCCGAGUCGUCACGCCAGCCGUCGCCCGAACACGCCGUAGCUUAGGUAGGCCAUAAGUCACGUAGCCAAAACAAAGUCUCAAGAAAGCGUAGUGAUGUCGAGUUGACGUAGCGGUAACUUACAUGAGGCUAAGGGGCGCGUGACAACACCUCUCGGAGCCUUAAGUUUGUAUGUUUGAAAAGCCUCAAAGGGAAAGGGCACUGGGGGUGUUCAUGGGCUGUUUUGUGACCCUGGGGAGAGUUUGACACGACCUCUGACCUGUAAAACAAUCACGGGGAUCCCAAAACAGUCUAUGGAAAGCCCAGACAGGCCCAUAACCUUGCCAGAUUGCCUUCGGGGGGGUGAGAAAAGAGAGUAUGUGUGAGGAAGUCUUUUAAAAAAUGAGUUAUAGGGUCAUUUUCAGGCUGACAUAGACAACAUAGGGGUGGGGGGGGGGGCCUAUAUCCCCCCCAGAAAUUAUGGCCUUGAUAGAGCAACUUCUAGGAGAGGGUUUUCAAGAGGGGGGAUUUUCCGGUUCAAAAUACAGAGGCCUUGUCAAGCCAUCACCAGGCCCGCAAAACACUCCAUGAAUAUUCCAAACCAACCCCUAGAAGAGGCGUUUCAUGGAUGAUUUUUCAGUUGAAGAUUCAGAAGCCACAUCAAACUAUCACCAGGCUCACAAAACAGUCCAUGUAAACCCCUGAGGCUUAUUGAACAGGUGAACUUGAGGCUCUGAGGCGGGUGAUCAUUGUGCCCCAUGACGUAGACAGCUUGGUGGAGUGUGGUAGAACCGUACAUGGCAACAGUUGUUCCUUGGGGCUGUCCUGCAUGCUUGGUUCACUUAGUUUGUGUCUCAAUUCCUUGGUCACCCCACGUUUGAUGUUCUCUGUGUGUGUGUGUGUGGUACAGAAGGUAUAUGUGUGUGUGUGUGUACGUAAUCUGUCCUUUUUGUAAUUCUUGUAAUGGGUCAAAAAUGGGAGGUACGGAUAUUUUUUUUUCGUUUGUUUUUUGUCGUCGUUUGAAUGUGAAUUGGAAAGCGGUUUGUGAUUUUUUUUUUUAUUUGUGUGUGUGUGUGUGUGUGUGUGUGUGUGUGUGUGUGUGUGUGUGUGUGUGUGUGUCGUAA
Messenger RNA from Eriocheir sinensis (Chinese mitten crab), 5687 nucleotides. RefSeq lists its product as uncharacterized. The transcript has 14 exons. The coding region runs from base 110 to 2341 and encodes 743 amino acids. Gene Ontology annotation, molecular function: glycosyltransferase activity; RNA binding. NCBI's taxonomy places the organism in Eukaryota, Metazoa, Arthropoda, Malacostraca, Decapoda, Varunidae. The record is from RefSeq and is a predicted model, not a curated record.